Messenger RNA from Fonsecaea multimorphosa CBS 102226, 1941 nucleotides. RefSeq lists its product as uncharacterized. Gene Ontology annotation, molecular function: ubiquitin protein ligase binding; protein-macromolecule adaptor activity. Bases 1 to 1941 code for a protein of 646 amino acids. Gene Ontology annotation, cellular component: plasma membrane; cytoplasm; cytosol. Lineage: Eukaryota; Fungi; Ascomycota; Eurotiomycetes; Chaetothyriales; Herpotrichiellaceae. The record is from RefSeq and is a predicted model, not a curated record. Gene Ontology annotation, biological process: ubiquitin-dependent endocytosis. The transcript has 3 exons.
AUGGCGCUCAAGUUUCUGAGUGCACAUACCCCUCACUCCUCAGGCUCGAGUAGCAGUGUCAAGUACUUCGAUAUCCGUCUCGACAAUGAUUACAUCGUUUUCCGGGGCAGUGAAGACGAGGCUGCUAGUGCCCAACUGUCCGGGUCUCUGGUUCUAUGCCUCACGGAACCUAUGACUAUCCAUCACGUUGACUUGACUUUGAGCGGGAUUCUACAUAUGUCAUGGCAGACCACUUCCACGUCCUCUAUGUCGGGCCGGCGGACCACUUACAAGGAGAAGACCUUUUUCGAGAAGAAUUGGAUAUUCCGAGACCCUGGGAAAGGCAAGACCGAAGUCUUGCCACCUGACAACUACGAGUGGCCAUUCCGAUGCAUCCUCGAAGGCUCUCUGCCCGAAAGUGUGGAGGGUCUGAAAGAUGCAUGGAUCAUCUACCGCCUCAAGGCCGAAAUCUGUCGCAAGAGAGGGAGGGACAUCGUCGUCCGCAAACCAUUGCGCAUUGUCCGCACCCUGGAUUCCAACGCAUUGGAACUUUCUCACGCAAUGUCUGUGGAGAACAUAUGGCCGAAUAAAAUAGAAUACUCCAUCAGCAUUCCAAACAAGGCCGUCGCCUUUGGGUCCUUUGUGCAAGUUGACUUCAAAUUGAUAUCUCUCUUGAAGGGUCUGGUAAUUGGCAAUGUCUCCACCCAGGUUAAGGAAGAGCAAGAGUUUGUCGUUGAUCCGGAGUGGGGGAUCUCUGCUUUGAACAAUGGGCAGACCAAAAUGGACAGAGUCAUUGCAUCGGACCUUUACAAGGUCGACCUUGAAAAGGACGAGCAGAUUAUCGACGAGGUCGCCGAAGGCUAUCAGUUUUCUCGAUAUCUCGAGUUGCCCAAGUCGCUGAACCAGUGCUUACAAGACUGUAAUGUGAAAGGGAUCAAGGUUCGACAUAAGGUGAAAUUUAACGUCCAGUUACACAACCCCGACGGCCACAUUUCCGAACUCCGGGCCAACCUUCCAGUCUCGUUUUAUAUCUCUCCGAGUCUGCCUAUCAACGAAAAUAACGAUUUGGUCGACCAGUCGCCCCAGGCGGGAAGGGCGGCUAUAGCGAACGAUUUGGCGAACGCAGCGCCGCCAGUGUAUGGGAAGCACACUUUGGACGUCUUAUAUUCCGACGUGGAUGGCUAUCGGACGCCCGGAACUGCACUUUCGACUCCAGGGACCCCGUACCUUCACAGCCGCCACGCAUCUCACGAAAACCUCGCAAGCCUUGCCGCAAUGGCCAAUGGGAACUAUGUGUCACCUAUAGCUCUUCAAAGCAGACUUCAGGACCUCCGAGUGGGCGACUCUUUCAUCCAGGAUUUGCGGGGCAACGAAGACAGUGAUGCGAGCAAUCUAUCGCUACCAGUGAAUGGACGGUCCAGGAGGAAUUCAUCGUCUACGACAAUGCCUGAAGAUUAUUUUGCACCACAUGAUGCGUCGAAUGCCAGCCCGCAUCCCCGAAUUAGCCCUCAUGAUCCUGGGGCAUCUCCGGGCGGCCCAUCCCAUACUCCUAGUCAACCAGGCAGCCUCCUUAUGUCACGCAGAACUUCCGAAGAAGAAGACGGACAUCAGUCUGGCGCUCGGACGCCUUUUCCUCAGUACGAUCAUAUGGAAGAUCUGGCUCGCGUUCCGUCAUAUACGACGGCGGUCAAAACCCCGGCACCAAGAACGCAAUUGAAUCAGUCGAUAGCUCUUCCGACUUACGGGGCUGCUGUUACCGAUCCCAGUCCGCCGCCAUUAGCAGAGCCCCCAACUGUUCACCUUCGUACUUCGCCAAGGUUGCCGGGUAGUAUUACAGCGACAGCAAACUCACCGGACUCACCCGUAAACGGCGUGGCAAGGACGACAGUUUCUCACAGAACCGUGAGUUCAAUUCAGGAUGAUGAGAGACGGUUACGGAUGAUGCAACUGCGAGGUCGAUAG